Molecule: messenger RNA, 309 nt
Organism: Venustampulla echinocandica
Lineage: Eukaryota; Fungi; Ascomycota; Leotiomycetes; Helotiales; Pleuroascaceae
Exons: 1
Coding region: 1-309 (102 amino acids)
Source: RefSeq, a predicted model, not a curated record
AUGGCCAUCCAACCCCAAAGUCCAACUACAGCUCUUGUUCCAACUCCAGCUCCUCCAAUACAAGCUCAAGCUCAAGCUCCGUCCUCCACCGACAUAGGACAAGUCGUGGAAAAGGAAGAGCAAGAAACCUCACCACCAAAAGAAUUCUCCAUCCUCAUCUCCUCAGCCGGCAACUGGACGAAAUUUCUCAUCGAAUCGCCCUCCUCCUCUUUAUACAUCCGCUACCCACCGGCCGCCGGCUUCCUGCGCAUAUCUCUCCUUUUCAACCGCAUCGUACUCGUCGCAACGGGCUCUGGUAUCGGUCCCUGA